Spirodela intermedia is the source of this 3360-nucleotide messenger RNA. NCBI's taxonomy places the organism in Eukaryota, Viridiplantae, Streptophyta, Magnoliopsida, Alismatales, Araceae. The record is from the annotation of a GenBank genome assembly.
AUGGAGCAAAUCAAUGGCUAUAUGAGGCAGAUCAGGGAUUUUCUUGAUGAGGAUGGCCCAGGUGCCCUCGGGAUCUACGGAAUGGGUGGUAUCGGCAAGACUACGCUCCUCUGGAGGCUCAACAACAAUUUUCAUGAUAUUGGAGCAGCUUGAAGCUUUGACUGUGUUAUCUUUGUCACCGUGGCCGCCGAUCCCAACGUUCUCAAGGUCCAGGAGAAGAUUAGAGAGCGGCUGGAUUUGGAUCCACCGUCUUCAAAAGCUCCAUCCUCACAGACCGAAGAAGAAAAAUGGGUAAAGUAAUCUUCCAAUUCUUGUGCGAAAAGAUAUUUUUUACUAUUGUUGGAUGACGUGUGGAAUAGAUUGAAUCUGGAGACUUUGGGAGUUCCUAUCCCUUGCGCCCAGAACAAGUGCAAGAUCAUGUUGACGAGCCGAUUAAAAAAUAUGAGUGAUAUAAGGGGGACGACCACAAGAUUUUAGGAGGUGACAACCUUGAACGACUCACAGGCGUGGAUUCUCUUCCAAAACAAGGUAGGUAGAAAUUUAGAUCAUGAUUCUUCUGCAGUCUAUCAACAUGCUAAGGCUAUUGUGAGGAAAUGUGGUGGCCUCCCACUUGCCCUCGAAAUCUUGGAUCGUACUAUGGCAGAUGCUAGGUCAAUUGGAGAUUGGAGGGAUGCUGCAAGGGACCUACGUCAGUCUCCACAUGGUGGUUGAAGGUAUCGAAAAAGAGGUCUUGUCUUUGUUGAGGUUCAACUUUUAUAGAUUAACAGAUGAUUGCACAAGACAAUGUUUCCUUUAUUGUUGCUUGUUCAAGGAAGAUGAUGAAAUUAAAAGAAAUAAAUUGAUUCUCUAUUGGAUAGGAGAAGGACUCAUUGAGCAAUCUUCACCUCACAAGGGACGUAAAAUCAUAAAUAAUCUCAUUUCAGCUAGCUUGUUACAAAGGGGGUAUUCAGACGAUCUCGUGAAGAUGCAUGAUGUGGUGCGCGACAUGUGUUUGUGGCUCAGUAAAGGUGAUUUUGUGGAGUUUCUUAUGUGACCAAGGAAUAAGAUUGACAACAUUAUAAAUUUAGACAGAUGGCAAAAUGUUAAAAGAGUUCAAUGUAUGGAGUGGAUCAGAACUUAAGUCUCUUGAAUGUUUUAUGGUGCUGUCCAAUAUUGUAAAUAUUAUUUUUUCAUAAAAUGCCUCUCAGCACAACUUUAUAUUCAAUUCCAAAAAGGUUUUUUCAAAGGACACCAUCUCUUCAUGUCUUACAAUUGCAAUGCUUUAUUUCAGAGAAUACUUUAAAGGAUAUUGCUUCACUACUGAAAUUACGAUAUUUAGAUCUUUUAGGAAUACAAGUAGAUGUUAGUGAUAAUUUUCAAUAUUUGAAUGUCUUAUAGACUAAAGUCAUUGGCCUUCUUGGUAAACAUCAUGAGUUAUAUUAUUUAAAUUUGUCAUAAAUGAAGUACAGUAUCUUCCAAACAACAUCAUGUCACUUAUUAGAUUACAAUUUCUUUACUUAUCAUUGACAAACUUACAACACCUUUUAGGUUCAAUUGGAUCUCUCAUAAAAUUGAAAGAAUUUAAUGUGUCGUCAAAUAAAUUACAAAGUCUUUCAAAUACUAUUGGAUCACUUGUGUAGUUGAAAAAACUUUAUUUACAACAUAUAGAACUAGAGUGCCUUCUAAAUUUAAUUGGUUCCCUUGUGAAAUUGAAACGAUUGAAUGUGUCACAUACAAAAUUAUAAAAGCUUCCAAACACUAUUCGAUUUCUUAUGGAGUUAGAAAACUUAAUUUAUUUAGUACAGAACUAGAUUGUCUAUCAAAUCAAUUGGUUUUCUUGUGAGAUUGAAAUAAUUGAAUGUGACAAAUACAAAAUUAUGAAGUCUUUCGAGCACAAUUAAAUCACUUGUGAAGUUAGAAAAAAAUUAUAUACAACAUACAUAAUUAGAUUAUCUUCCAGAUUCAAUUAGUUUCUUUGUGAAAUUAAAAGAAUUAGAUCUAUCAUUUACAAAAUUACAAAGUCUUCCAAACACCAUCAGAUCACUUGUGGAGUUAGAAAAUCUUGAUUUAUUUAGUACAAAACUAGAUUAUCUUUUAGAUUCACUUGGUUCCUUUGUAAAAUUAAAAUAGUUGAAUGUGUCAUUUACAAAAUUAUAAAGGCUUCCAAACACCAUUAAAUCACUUUUGGAGUUACAAAUACUUGAUUUAUCUAGUACAAAAUUAGAUUGUCUAUCAGAUUCAAUUGGUUCCCUUGUAUAAUUGAAAUAGUUGAAUGUAUCAAAUAUGAAAUUACAAAGUCUUUCAAACAUUAUCAUAUCACUUGUAGAGUUGGAAAAUAUUACUUAUUUGGUACAGAACUAGAUUAUCUUUCAAAUUCAAUUAGUGUUCUUGUGAAAUUAAAAUAGUUGAAUAUGUUAUCUACAAAAUUACAAAGUCUUCUAAAUAUCAUUGGAUCACUUUUGGAGUUAUAAAUACUUGAUUUAUCAAAUACAAAAUUAAAUUAUUUAUUAUAUCUAAUUGGUGAUCUUGUGAAAUUAAAACAAUUGAAUGUGUCAAAUAUAAAAUUAUAAAGUCUUUUAAAUACCAUGGAUUACUUGUAGAGUUAGAAAAACUUCUGUUAGAUCACUUUUGGAGUUACAAAUAUUUGAUUUAUCUUAUACAAAAUUAAAUCAUCUAUCAUAUUCAAUUGGUUUUCUUGUGAAAUUGAAAUAUUUGAAUAUGUCAGAUAUAAAAUUACAAAGUCUUCCAAGCACUAUCAAAUUACUUGCGAAGUUAGAAAAACUUCAUUUAGGUUAUACAAACUUGAACUACUUCCUAGAUUCAAUCAAAUCUCUUGUGAAAUUAAAAUAAUUAAAUCUAUCAUAUACAGAAUUACAAAGUUUUCUAAGUGCUAUUGGAUGACUUGAGUUACAAAAACUUGAUUUAUCAAGUACAAAAUUAGAUUGUCUUCCAAUUUUUAUCAACUAUCUUGUGAAAUUGAAAGAAUUAAACUUGUCAUUUACAAAAUUACAAUGUCUUCCAAGCACUAUUAGAUCGCUUAUGGAGUUAGAAAAACUUUAUAAAGUUAGAUUAACUAUGUUUGGUACAAAGUUAAUUAUAAAAAUUUGUAUGGUACAAAGUUAUAUUACUUUUCAAAUUCAAUUAGCUUCUACUUUGAAAUUGAAAUAAUUAACUAUGUUUGGAACAAAAUUACAAGGUAUUUUAAAUACUAUUACAUCACUUUCGAAUCUACAAAAAACUUGAUUUAUCAAGUAGAUAACUAAAUUAUCUUUUAGAUUUUAUUAUUAUUUUUUGAAAUUGGAAGGAUUGAAUUUGUCUUUGAUUUAUCAAGUAUAUUAUCUAUUUUGUUGUGAAAUUGAGAGAAUUAGAUCUCACAUGUAA